UCCCUGCAGCGCUGCCCGGACAUCUGGUGCCGGGGGUGCCGGGGCCACCGAGCCUUCCCUUGCUCUGACGCCCUCGUAUACGGCCCGAAAGGUGAGCGGGUGCCUCGCCGAGUCCAUCGCGGGCAGGGUGCUUAUAGGAGUUGUGCCUUAAUGCUUUUCUGAAGAACACAGCUGCCAAAUAAAUAGCUAGAUGACUUUUAAGUUGUGUAUGCGGGAGGUCUCAAUACAAGAAGUUCUGGUACCUUAGGUUUUUCUGGUAUCAGUAAUGUACGGUGCUAAAGGGAGGACGGGACCAGGGCACGUCUGUGCAUAUUUAUGCAUGAGAGACACUAGGCAAUUUGAGUUGUGGUUCAGAUUGCCAAUGCAAUUACUUUCUGGUAAGGGUAACUGUUGCAAGAGCUUACAGACAGUUCUUGGUAGUUUUGCUAGUUACAUAUACAUGAAUGUAGUUACCAGAAUUGUGAAUUUCCAUUGUUUGCUGGUGCCCGCUGUUACCUGUGUCUUUGUUUCCUAUCUGACACAUCUCUCGUUUACUAACUGGCCACUGGCAGAGGGACAGAGACCUUCUAGCAGGGCAGGACCAAGCGUGACAGAUGCGAGGUACAUCUGUGCACCUACAGCAGCAGCAACAGCAUCUUAAAAUGUUAAGGCCUGGGAAGUGAGCAGAAGUCCAGCCAAGGAAACAGGAGAGAUGUUUUUUCUCUCCAAAGCAUACAGAAACCAUUGGAUAAUAAUUUAGAAAACACAAGUGCAAGGGAGAAGUAAGUAGAUGUUGUGGUCUUACUUUUCUGCUUGGACUUAGGAACUUUGAGUGAAGUCCUUUCCACUGAUGAGCUUAUUAACUUUAAAUUAAAUGGAGCUGCAAUUUCAAAACUGUUCUGGAACACAAACCGAGAGUGACCAGUUUGUGCUAUUCUCAUGCAAACAACAAUCCCAAGGGGAUGGUUUUCUUCAUUACUUGAACACAUUACGACUGUACAAUAAAAACUGAAAUAAGUAACAUUCGAAACAGAAACCUAAGAUGGAUCAUUCGGGUUUGGGUUUUUUUUCUAUUCCUGCAGUAAUUCUAAGGCAUACAUUCUUAGAUGUCAUGUUCAUUUUUUAAAUUUCUGCUUACUUAUAUUAUUCACAGUGCUACUGAAUUUUACAGUUGUCCUGCAUAACUGGGUUUUGUAGACAUGGUCUCCUACCUCCACUUUUAAAAUAACUAAUUGUUUUAGAAUAUACUUUAUAUACAUUUUCAGGAAAGAGAAGAUGCAGCAUAUGCAGAUAUUGUUCCCAGUUGAAUUAUUGUGUCAGAGAAUUAAAGGAAGUAUAACUGAAAUUGUCUCCUAUUACUAAGGUAUUGCUGAAAUCCUAAUGAACCGACCGCACGCGAGAAAUUCAUUGGGAAAAGUAUUUGUAAAUGAACUGUUCAGCGCUCUGGAACAACUCCGCUCUGAUGAGAAGGUUCGCGUGGUGGUGUUCAAGAGUGAAGUGAAAGGUGUAUUUUGUGCUGGUGCAGAUUUAAAGGAACGUGCAAAGAUGGAUGAUGCAGAAGUUGGACACUUUGUUAAAAGGCUGAGAAAUCUCAUGGAUGAAAUAGCUGCCCUGCCUGUACCCACAAUUGCUGCAAUAGAUGGCUACGCAUUGGGUGGUGGACUAGAACUGGCAUUAGCUUGUGACCUUCGAGUAGCAGCUUCGUCAGCUAAAAUGGGCCUUAUUGAGACCACAAGAGGGCUUCUUCCUGGAGCAGGUGGAACACAGCGCCUGCCCAGAUGUGUUGGAAUAGGUCUCGCAAAGGAACUCAUUUUCACUGGUAGACAGAUUGAUGGACAACAAGCCUUCUCAAUGGGAUUAGUAAAUCACACAGUGCCACAAAACAAUGAGGGAGAUGCAGCUUACCAGAGAGCAUUAACUUUGGCUAAAGAAAUCCUUCCUCAGGCUCCAUUUGCUGUGAAAAUGGGAAAACUGGCAAUAAACAGAGGAAUGGAGGUCGAUAUUGCAUCAGGGAUGGCUAUUGAGGGGAUGUGUUAUGCCCAGGUAAAGGAGGACUGAAGAGGACCCACUGAUUUUGGGGGAUUAUUUUUAUGACUGCAUUCUGUGUACUUAGCUCCUUGCCUUGGACUACAUUUCUGAAUACUCCACUGGAUCAUUUUGCUGUAAGAAUUCCCAAAUAAAGAUUUAACUUUUUACAGCUGAUCUUUUAAAAGUGCAUACAUCUUGAGUCAGCUGUUAUGGCUCUCAGAUGUCAAGUAAGGAGUACGGAGAAGCUUUGGCUCACUGUAAGCAAAUUAAAAAAAAACCAAAACCACAACAAAAAAAA
Messenger RNA from Haliaeetus leucocephalus (bald eagle), 2305 nucleotides. It is a transcript of the gene ECHDC2, whose product is annotated as enoyl CoA hydratase domain containing 2. The coding region runs from base 1360 to 2037 and encodes 225 amino acids. Gene Ontology annotation, molecular function: enoyl-CoA hydratase activity. The record is from RefSeq and is a predicted model, not a curated record. The transcript is spliced from 9 exons. Gene Ontology annotation, biological process: fatty acid beta-oxidation. NCBI's taxonomy places the organism in Eukaryota, Metazoa, Chordata, Aves, Accipitriformes, Accipitridae. Gene Ontology annotation, cellular component: mitochondrion.